Purpureocillium takamizusanense is the source of this 981-nucleotide messenger RNA. RefSeq lists its product as uncharacterized. The transcript has a single exon. The record is from RefSeq and is a predicted model, not a curated record. NCBI's taxonomy places the organism in Eukaryota, Fungi, Ascomycota, Sordariomycetes, Hypocreales, Ophiocordycipitaceae. The coding region runs from base 1 to 981 and encodes 326 amino acids.
AUGGGGGAAGAAUACGGCCCGCUGGUGCGCCUUUGGGGCAUCCAGCCGUCGCAGCUGCCCGUAGCAUCCGCGGGGCCGGAGGAGCUCACGCCGUUUCUCGAGGCUCUGUUGCGUGAGGCGCUGCCCUUCAUCGCCUCACUGCCUUCCGCACCCACAAGCCCUCAGACCACAGGCGCAACCGACUCGCCGUGGAAGCCGCACGGCGUCAAGACGUACCCUGGGUCCACGUCGCCGGUGCAUCUCUACGAGCGCGUCGUCCCCGCGGGGGAGCUCGCGGCCGUGGCGAGGGCGGCGCACCGCCCGCCCGGCGCGUCGUCGGCGGACGACAAGGCACGCGGGCCGGAGACGUGGGUCGCGCGGCGGAGCGUGCACGACGACGCGGCGGCGCGCGGGACGGCGAGCUGGGCCGAGUGGAGGCGGUGCUUCAAGGAGGAGCACGCCGAGGCGGAGCGAGCCUUCACGCCCACCGUGCUGAGCACGCGGGUGCUCCGCGCCUGGGAUUGCGCGGGCGUGCGCGUCCGGCUGGGGGACGACACGUGGGCAGACUGGACGCUCAAGGUCGAGGAGUCGACGCACAAGCUGCCGGCACCACUGCGAAACCGCGUCUUUCCCGUGGUCCAGGCGACGGCGGCAGUGGAGGGCCGACGCGAGUUCCUGGUGGUGCAGGUUGCGACGACGACGAAGACCACGGCGGGCGGCGACAGCGGCGACGGCGAGACGGUGGGAGGCCAGUCGGGGGCGGUUCUCGGCGCGUAUACGAGCGUCGAGCGGGUGCGAGAGGUGCCAGGGGCGGGAGACGGCGGCGUGGCGGCGGUGGAAUGGGUCAUGGGGACGGUAUCGGACGCGAAGGGGGUGCUGCCGGCGUGGGUGCAGAGGAUGGCCGUGCCGGGGCAGGUGGCCAAGGACGUGGACAUGUUCCUGUCGUGGAUCGCGGAGGAGAGGACCAAGGACAAGACUAAGGUCGAGGGCGGCGGCGGUUGA